Molecule: messenger RNA, 3261 nt
Organism: Alexandromys fortis (reed vole)
Lineage: Eukaryota; Metazoa; Chordata; Mammalia; Rodentia; Cricetidae
Gene: Bcan
Product: brevican
Exons: 14
Coding region: 280-2931 (883 amino acids)
Biological process (GO): skeletal system development; positive regulation of neuroblast proliferation; cell adhesion
Cellular component (GO): perineuronal net; synapse
Molecular function (GO): hyaluronic acid binding; calcium ion binding
Source: RefSeq, a predicted model, not a curated record
UCUGGCUGCUGUCGCCCGGAACCCUCGCAGAGAAGACUACGGGUCCCGUGACCGCGCAGAGCCCCCCGCGGGGGCGGCUAGAGUGGGGACGGCGCAGAAGGCGGGGCGCGUGGGAAGAAAGGGGGUUUUGUGCGGCGCCCGGCGGGCUGGCGCCCCCAUCUGCGUCCCGCGCACCCGGCCCUGCUCGCGCCCGCGCAUUGCGCCGCAGUCUCUCGGCCGCGGCUGCGGGACGCACGGUGUACGGAGGGGACCUCACAAGUUCGUCCAUCAGUUUGCAGCAUGAUCCCACUGCUGUCCCUGCUGGCAGCCCUGGUACUGACCCAGGCCCCUGCAGUCCUAGCUGACGAUCUGAAAGAGGACAGUUCAGAGGACCGAGCCUUCCGCGUGCGCAUUGGCGCCACGCAGCUGCGGGGCGUGCUGGGCGGCGCCCUGACCAUCCCAUGCCACGUCCACCACCUGCGGCCGCUGACCAGCCGCCGAGCAGUGCCGGGCUUUCCCCGGGUCAAGUGGACCUUUCUGGCCGGGGAUCGGGAGGCUGAGGUGUUGGUGGCUCGCGGGCUGCGGGUCAAAGUAAACGAAGCCUACAGGUUCCGAGUAGCCCUGCCCGCCUACCCUGCAUCGCUCACGGACGUGUCUCUGGUGUUGAGCGAGCUGCGGCCCAAUGAUUCCGGGGUCUACCGCUGCGAGGUCCAGCAUGGUAUUGACGACAGCAGUGACACUGUGGAAGUCAAGGUCAAAGGGGUCGUCUUUCUCUACCGAGAGGGCUCUGCCCGCUAUGCUUUCUCUUUUGCUGGAGCCCAGGAAGCCUGUGCUCGCAUAGGUGCCAGAAUCGCCACCCCUGAGCAGCUCUAUGCUGCCUACCUCGGCGGUUAUGAGCAGUGUGAUGCCGGCUGGCUGUCCGACCAGACUGUAAGGUAUCCCAUCCAGAACCCAAGGGAGGCCUGCUAUGGAGACAUGGAUGGCUACCCUGGAGUGCGGAACUAUGGAGUGGUGGGUCCUGAGGACCUCUAUGAUGUCUACUGCUACGCCGAAGACCUAAAUGGAGAACUGUUUCUAGGCGCCCCUCCCGGCAAGCUGACGUGGGAGGAGGCUCGGGACUACUGUCUGGAACGGGGUGCGCAGAUUGCCAGCACGGGCCAGCUAUAUGCAGCCUGGAAUGGUGGCUUGGACCGGUGCAGCCCCGGUUGGCUGGCUGACGGCAGUGUGCGCUACCCCAUCAUCACUCCCAGCCAACGCUGUGGUGGGGGUCUGCCAGGAGUCAAAACCCUCUUCCUCUUCCCCAAUCAGACUGGCUUCCCCAGCAAACAGAACCGCUUCAAUGUCUACUGUUUCCGAGACUCAGCCCACCCCUCUGCCUCUUCUGAAGCCUCCAGCCCAGCCUCUGAUGGACUAGAGGCCAUUGUCACAGUGACAGAGAAGCUGGAGGAGCUGCAGUUGCCUCGGGAAGCUAUGGAGAGUGAGUCUCGAGGGGCCAUCUACUCCAUCCCCAUCAUGGAGGAUGGGGCAGGAGGAAGCUCCUCUUCCCCAGAAGACCCAGCAGAGGCCCCUGGGAUUCUCCUAGAAUCGGAAACCCAAUCCAUUGCACCACCUACCCGGUCCUCAGAAGAAGAGGUAGCCCUGGAGGAAGAAGAAAGAUACAAAGACACAGAGGCUCCAGAGGAAGAGAAGGAGCAGGAGGACCUGUGGGUGUGGCCCAGGGAGCUCAGCAGCCCUCUCCCCACUGACUUGGAUACAGAGCACUCACUCUCCCGUGUGUCCCCACCAGCUGGGGCAGUUCUGCAGCUGGGUGCAUCGCCUUCUCCCAGGCCUCCAAGGGUCCAUGGACCACCUACAGAGACUUUCCUCCCCACAAGGGAGGGAAGUCUCACAUCCACUCCAGAUGGGGCAAGAGAGGUAUCAGGAGAAACUGGAAGCCCUGAGCUCUCUGGGGUCCCUCGAGAGAGUGAGGAGGCAGGGAGCUCCAGCUUGGAGGAUGGCCCUUCCCUGCUUCCAACCACAUGGGCCCCUGAGGGUACCAGAGAGCUGGAAACCCCCUCAGGAGAGAAGUCUGGAAGACCUGUGCAGGCCCAGCCAGUGCUGCCCACCGACAGUGCCAGCCAAGGUGGAGUGGCUGUGGCCCCCUCAUCAGGUGACUGUAUCCCCAGCCCUUGCCACAAUGGUGGGACAUGCUUGGAGGAGAAGGAGGGUUUCCGCUGCCUGUGUUUGCCAGGCUAUGGGGGGGACCUGUGCGAUGUUGGCCUCCAGUUCUGCAGCCCCGGCUGGGAAGCUUUCCAGGGUGCCUGCUACAAACACUUUUCCACACGGAGGAGCUGGGAGGACGCAGAAAGCCAGUGCCGAGCACUAGGUGCGCAUCUGACCAGCAUCUGCACUCCGGAGGAGCAGGACUUCGUCAACGAUCGCUAUCGGGAGUACCAGUGGAUUGGACUCAAUGACAGGACCAUUGAGGGGGACUUCUUGUGGUCAGAUGGGGCCCCUGUGCUCUAUGAAAACUGGAACCCUGGGCAGCCUGACAGCUACUUCCUGUCCGGGGAGAACUGUGUGGUCAUGGUGUGGCAUGACCAGGGCCAGUGGAGUGACGUACCCUGCAACUACCACCUCUCCUACACCUGCAAGAUGGGGCUUGUGUCCUGUGGGCCUCCACCACAGCUGCCCCUGGCUCAAAUAUUUGGUCGUCCUCGGCUGCGCUAUGCGGUGGACACUGUACUACGAUACCGGUGCCAGGAGGGGCUGGCCCAGCGCAACCUACCUUUGAUCCGCUGCCAAGAAAAUGGGCUUUGGGAGGCCCCCCAGAUUUCCUGUGUGCCCCGAAGGCCUGUGAGUGACAAGAGGAAGCAGGCUCGUGCUCUGCACUCAGGGGACACACCAGAAAGACCACUGGGACAGCUCCCAAGGCCCAGGAAGGCACUGCUGACACCUCCAUCCAGUCUCUAAGGAGCCAGCCUGGAAUACUGCUGUCCCCAGCACUGCCCUCUUCCCGGAACAGGGGGUGGCCUGAGAGGGGUGGGACUGGACAGUGCCAGAAGGGGUUUCUGGGAAACCUGUGGAUGGCUCCACCCAGCCUGGGCCCUCUUUCUCAUACCUGGCCUCAGGUUUUACCCUCAGGACAACGGGUAAGUCCCUAAGUGCCUCAACUUCUCUCUCAUGUCAGCUGCCUCCUUGUCCCUCGAUUUCUCUAAGGGACACUGUGCUACUCAUUCCUGAUUUUGAAAGGAUUAGCAGGGUGGCAUGCCAGCAAAACCAGAUGGAAAUAAAGUUGAUUGA